GCGGGAAAACCGUUUCUUUGUAAACAACACAAAUUAUGCAGUGCGUGCGUUUGCAUCGUCCGGGUAGUUGUUUUGGAAACCGAAUUAUUUGUUGUUAAAAAGAGUCUUUUUUUGGCCGAUUCGAGCCUAUUGCUUCGACGAUGGAUUACGAUUCGGAUUCAGAGCUGCACGCGACCGAUACCCUCCGUUUUGAUAGCGAUUCGGCGGGAGAAGAUGAUCAACCGAACGGAGAAGGUACAGCGGAUUCCGAGAAAGGGGCCGUCGAAGUCACCACAAUCCAUGAACAGGAAAUCGGAACGCAGCUACAGGAACAUGCAUCGGAAAAAGAGCAUAAAAGUUCGUCGGACGAGUCGGAGCAGUUGCAAGACAAACGGAGUGCAAAUAUCCGUAGAGCAAAGCUCUCGCACAUUAUCGACAGUGAGUCGGGCGAGGAUGAAAUUGGAGCAAACGAAAUGGAAGCUAGGAGUGACCCAGCCGAGACUAAUACUGCCCACCUGAAUCGUUUGAAAUCUUUGCUCGAUUCCGAUUCAGACGAACAAGACGACGACACGCGCGAGCCGCAAAAGAAAGAGAAGAAACAAAUUAAACGAAAGCCUAAACCAUCAUCGCCGCCGGGAAUGCUCUCGGAAUCGGAUGCUGAACAGUCGAAUGAUGAAGCACGUCCGGUAACGAAAGAAAAACACAAACGAAAGCGUAAAAAAGACACAAAAGCUGUGGAGUCGUCCUCGAGCGAAGUUAGGUCUGCACGGGAUAUACUGGCCAGCCUUAAUUUAUUUUUCGAUGAUGACGACGAUGACAACGAGCAAGUGUUGCCUGCUAGGACCGGUUUAGGAAAGCUUGUAUCAGCUUCUUCCGAAGACGAUUCCAACGAAGGUUUGCAGCGAGCCGCCAGAUCGGCGCGCAAGAUGACGGCAAAAGAAGCGAUGGAAGAUCGACAAAUAAUUCAAAGCGAAUCGCAGCGAAUGGCUCGCGAAAAGUAUAUCGAUGUGCCGUACCAUCGUACGAAAGUGUUUUCCUUCGAAGAAUUCCGUGCUAGGAAAACGAUCUGCAAACCGGACCCGUUGCGCGAUUGCAAAAGUAGCCGCGAUUCGAGCAACAAGUCGAUUCGAAUGACCGCAGAACAGUUGGAAGCAUUUGCCCGACAGCUGCAGGAGCGUGAGCUUGAAUCGCAACACUUUUUCAAAUCAGAAAGUGAAUCAUCAGACCCGGAACCGGAAAAUGACGGUACGGCAGGGGAGAAAUCUGGCAACGACGAACAGCAGGUGAGAGCGGUAACGGAAUCGCACGAUGCGAAGCAGCAGAAUGUAGAAACGGACACGCUUGGAGACAUUUGCGUGGCCGUUGACAAACCGUCGGACAAACCAAAUUCGUCUGAUGACGUUCCACCCGAUACAGGAACCGAUACAGCCAAGUCACCGGAUGAAGAAGAAUUAGAUCCGCUGGAUGAAAUAGUGAAUCGAACGUCAGAUAAUAUGGAACAGAUGAAGGCCUCUUUACGGGAGACAGACACUCAUCCCACCUCUGCUCCGGAACGUAUCGAGAUAAAUUACGAUGCGUUUACACCACCCGAACAGCGCACCACAACGUUGGCUACUAAAAAGGCGGCCCUACUGGCGAACCUAAAGCUUCCACCAUGCCCACGACUCAGUGGCAGUUCGGACAUGGUAAUAGAUCUAGACAGCGGUACAGUCCAGCCGAAAGAACCGUCCGGGGUUGAUAUUCUCUUCCAACGGUUAGCCAAGUGUAGUGGAACCGGCCAAAACCCUGCCUCACCGGCGAGCAAACAAACCGUUAGCAUCCUAAGCACCGAGAAUGGGUUCGUACAGCUGGACACCGUUCCACUGUUUGCGAAGGAAGAGCGUCCGCUGGUAAAUAAGGAACCCGUACCGGGUGCUGCUUACUUAAAGCUGAAGCAAGUGCUGAAGGAAAAAAUAGACGAUAAUCGGCGAGAGUUCGUUCGGAAACGGGAAGCUGAGUUUGCUAAAAAAUUAGACCUUGAAAAGGCCGAUGACGAGGAUGAGGACGAAGAGGUCGACGAGGAGGAAGAUGAGUCGGAAUCGGAUGAGGAAACAAUGCCCGAUGCUGCUGCUGGUCAGCAGAAAGAAUUAUUGGACGAUGCAGCAUUCGAUGAGGAUGGGUCGGGGUCGGACGAGAGCUCGAGUUCCGAGGAGGAGGAGGAGCAAGACGAAGAGGAAACGGAUGAGCUGGGCAUUGAGGGGGGUAUUAAAAAGAGUGGAAGAAUUAUUAAAGCAUUUGAGGAUUCGGAUGAGGAUGAUGCGACGACGGCGCUAGAGAAGAAAGACGAGUCGAUGGACAUAGAGCUGACGACAAAUCGUUCUUCCAACGUAACCGAUGAUGUUGACAAUAUUACCCCCGGAUUCAGCACGAGCAGUGGACAAAAUGAAGAAAUGCUUUGGAAAGAUGAUGACGAUGGGCCGAAUGGAAGUGCAGACGUUGGAGAGGAUGAUUUGUUGGCGCUCUGCUCAGGCCAGUUUGCUACACAACUGCCAACACAGAAUGAGCCACCACUCUCACAGGAUUAUCCCAGCGGCGUUGGCGCUGACCCACUUUACACACAGAACCAGGAACCUAUCGGCGAAUCGCAACUAAUGGACCUUUGCUCUGGACGGUUUGAAACACAGGCAGACGAGCCGCAAUCAGUGCUGGUGGAAAAAGACACCUCGACUCCGCUACAAAUUGAUAGCAUCGAUAAGCGAGAGUCGGUACUCAAUGAUAGCGAUAUUUGUGUUGGAGGUCGGCUAAGGCUAGAUUCGUCCGAUGAUGAAGCGGAGCAUGAGGAAACUGAACAACGCACGAGCAAAAUCAAAAAACGCAAAACAAAACAUUUAAACAUAUCCGACGAUGAGGAUGAUGCAGUUGACGACAAAGCUUCCGAUCCGGGAGAUGAUCAGGAACCGGCCGACGAAGCCGACGAAGCCGACGAAGAUGAAGAAGCUGAACGGUACGUGGAUUACGAUUCGGAAGAGAAUGAAGUUGAGGUGAGACUGACCAAGAAGGAGAAGCAACGGAUAGGUGCCAAGUUUGUCGAAAAUGAGGCGGAACUUUCCGAGUCGGACUGGGGUAGCGCCGACGAAGAUGAGCGCGACCUCGAUCGGUACGACAUAGAGGUUGGCGAUGAGGAGCAGUACGAUCAGCACCAGCUGCAGCAGGAGCUCGAGAAAAUACACAACCGCCAAAUGCUCGAUCAGGACGACCGUGAGCUGGAACACUUGAAGGAAGCUUUCCUCGAGGACGAAGAGAAGGAUGGCGUCGGGCGGGAGCGCCAGUUCCGGUGGAAAAAUGUGGAGAAAACGUUUAGCUUGGAUUAUGACAAAACGGCCGAACAGGAUGGAGAUGGGGAAGCGCACGGGAGUGAUGACGAGGAGACGGAGCUGAACUGGCGCAAGAUGCGACACGAACGAAAUCUGCUGCUCAAGGAGAAAAACAUCGAUCUAAGCGAGGUUGAUUUAACGGCGGCAACUACGCUACUGAAUCCGGCGGAUGCAACGCUCACGGCCGCCGAUGAGCAGGAAAACGUUCCGUCGGGAAGUACGGCGUGUGGGAAGAAGAAAAUCACGAUCGUAAGGAAAAGCGUCACCUCUUCUACGGCGGUGGUAAAGGAGGAUAAUCCUUUCCUAAUCUCCAAUUCCACCAUUCUGCAGCGCCACAAAGCAUCGUUCCUUUCCCGUGAUCAAGAAACGCUGAACAAGCUGGCAAGCUUGAUACCGGAAGCCGAGGGCAGCACCAGUACACUCUUAACGGCAAAAGCAAGAAAUUUUGUAUUUGCUACCCUUAGUCCAGCGGUCGAGAAGUCCUCCAAACGGUCGCUAGAUCUGGAUGAGGAUGAGGUGAAUGCCAACACGAAGAAAAAAAAGAAAACGUUGGAUAAGGGCUCCACUGGCUCGAGGAAAAAAAUACUAGAUUCUGCACAGUAGGAUCAAAGAGGUGCUGUACAUAGAGAUAGUAUACUUCUGGAGUUUUUUCCGAUAUCAUGCCUUCACCCGUGGUAGACAGGGUCCAGGCUACUGGGUCAUGCAUCAAAAAUGGAAAGAAUAAAUAUAGUUAAGAAUGAAGUUAA
Messenger RNA from Anopheles stephensi (Asian malaria mosquito), 4078 nucleotides. Its product is annotated as claspin-like. Gene Ontology annotation, biological process: activation of protein kinase activity; mitotic DNA replication checkpoint signaling; mitotic G2 DNA damage checkpoint signaling. Lineage: Eukaryota; Metazoa; Arthropoda; Insecta; Diptera; Culicidae. The record is from RefSeq and is a predicted model, not a curated record. Gene Ontology annotation, molecular function: anaphase-promoting complex binding. The transcript is spliced from 6 exons. The coding region runs from base 141 to 3935 and encodes 1264 amino acids.